Messenger RNA from Gloeophyllum trabeum ATCC 11539, 2518 nucleotides. RefSeq lists its product as uncharacterized. The record is from RefSeq and is a predicted model, not a curated record. NCBI's taxonomy places the organism in Eukaryota, Fungi, Basidiomycota, Agaricomycetes, Gloeophyllales, Gloeophyllaceae. The transcript is spliced from 12 exons. Bases 28 to 1500 code for a protein of 490 amino acids.
CCCGGGUGUACACUUGGUCUGUACGCAAUGGGAUCGAAAUACGAAGACUCUCAUCAUACGGUGCUCACUAAUGGCACGAGCGAUACUCAGCGAGUUCGCGCUAUCACCGCGGUCUCAACUGUGAGGUACAGUUGCCGCACAUUGGUACGGUCCACCCACCACACGAUGUCUGCUGGAUACAAUUCUUUGGUCCCGGAUUAUCUGCCAAUUGGGUGGUUAUCCUACGUAAAUCCUGAAGGACAGACCUACUAUGCUAGCACGGUGCCAUUCCGCGUCGUGACGGAAGAGCGUCUCAACAUACCAGAGGUCCGGGAUAAAAUAUGCAAAUGGGCGAUGUACUUCGGAGAACUCAUGAAAGAACGCGAAAUUCAAACUGUAGAUUCCGUGGAGCUUUAUCUAGAGCUUUCGCACGAGGGAUGCUCCUAUUACUUGGUGGACCACAGAACUCGGACGGAAUUCUGGCUCGAAGAAUUGUCCACAGAGGCACUGGACUUGCCGGCAGCCGACUGCCCCGCACAUUUGAGAUACGUUCUGGAGGAGCACUAUUGGACUCAUGUCGAGCACUUCCCGAUGCACUUGGGUGGCAUCCCGCGUUCAAUUGUGGAUGAUUUGAUAUCCAUUUUUGUGCAAGGCAGCAUCGACCAGUUGACUUCCAACUGUUCGCCCUUCCCGUAUUGUCCGGAUGAAUGUAGAAAGUUCAUUAAGUUACUCAGAGUCUCAAAUGGUACUCAAGUCAUUAGAGACGGCAAUAUCAUUUUCACAGCCGCGCGUUUGUGGAGUGUAAUUUCGGGGUAUAGGUUUCAAACACACUACGGAGAGGAGCAACCGAAAUUCUCCAGGGAGCAGAGCGCAUUUGCGGCUUCGCGACCCCGCCGCGCCCUAACCAGGGCACUGUCUCUGGCUCUCUGGAGACUUCCUGAAGCAUAUAUCUCCAAACUCGAUAACAUAUACGCCGAUAAUCUAGUAUACACAAAUCACUGGCGCGCAUUUAUGUCCAAGAACCUAGAUGAUUGGAAGACGACCACCACCUGGGCCCUUGCGUUCUUGAUCACCGAUAUGUUGUCAAUGAUGAAUACCUCUUCCCGCCUCCCUCUGGGUUCUCUGUCUGUUCUCCUCUGUGUCGGGAGCAUACUCUCCAGUCUAGCGCUCUCAUUCUACCACCAAGAUCAACCUGAAGCUGUCUCUGCCGAAGCAGCGGUGUACCUCGACAAUGUGCAGUCCGAGCGCUGGGGCUUCGACCUUAUCGGAACGAUGUACAGUCUACCCAAGGCACUGUUUGCCUGGUCUCUCGUGCUCUUCACAGUUCAAUACACUAUGCUCGUUAUCCAUCUUGACAGCGGGGCUGCCGUCGCUGUUAUCUUGGGCAUCGUGUGUUGUAUUGCGCAAGUCGCGAGGGCUUAUCUCGAAGGAUCAGUGGCUUGCCCUGUUUCGGCCUUUCGUGUCAGGAUUACCAGGUUCUUCAGAAGGAAACCAACCGAAGAAUUGCCGUGUUUCGCUUAGGAGAGCUGUUUCGCCUUAAUGCUCCCCCUUCGAUCCAUGCAUCAUAUGUCAGGACUCUGCCAGCUGGCGUGCGCCAACUCGCUGCGGCCGCACAAGCUUGCAUAUCUUCUGGGGCAUCACUGUACUGGGUGAGGCCUACAUGUCACAUCUCCAUCCUGCUGUAUCCAUAUGAAUCCUUCUGUCGAGAUCGCAUGUGGCCUCUCCUUCGCCUUUUAGGUAAAAGUUGGACAUCAAUUGUCCACGUAGCAUUUCUGAAUCUCUAGACAGUCUCUGUAUUGUAGAUUUUCAGCCGUGACGUUAGGAAGUAGAUAUUGUAUAAGGUGAGAGCGCGUACAAUGAUGUAUUACCCAGAUUUUAGAUCCAAGCAUUACACGCAUUCGAAAAUAUACAUGCAGACAUACUACCCUGGAACGUCCUUACGACAUAUGUUAUCCCCCUAGGCUGGACUCGCUGCGAUUCGAGGGCGUGCGUGAGUUGAAAAGGGAGACUGGUGGAUACAAUGAAUUCUGUUCCCUUUGUUGUUGACGUGAGUCCUUGGCAUGGGCUAAUCGAACGUAAGCGUAUCGGUGGAAGUGAUUGAGGGCCUGCAAGAACUGAUACCCAACCGGGUGUGCGCGCAGCUGAUUGAACAGCUCUACGGUCAGUUCUCGUAUUAUCUCUUGUUGGUGGAAGAGACCAAAGCUCAGAGGUAAUAAUCCCCCGUGAUGUGGAGGGAGAAAAGAGAGCAGCUCUACAACCUGGUCAUACGUCCGCACAUUUUCCACUAAUGUACGCAUGAUCAAGUCCACCUCAGAAUCUGACAUGUUUUUUGCGAGACGGAACCGCCAGAUUUGAUGGAGAACAUCGAAUCCUUGUAUGGGGUCAGUUGACAGCGAUCUAUCGAAGUCCUGCUGGAAAUAGUGAUAACUAUUGGUUCUCCUCCAUCCCUCGAUGCGAUUGGCAUUCGAUGCCAACUCGCGCAUAGCUGCCGCAUCAUCACUGAAAGAUAUGCCACUGCCUAGGUGGCCGUCUCGAAAAG